UAUCUCAGACCAAAUACAGUGAAAAUGAAGAUUAUUCACAUUCUCUUCCUCUUCACUUUUAUCUCAUUCACUAUUUGCCAUGCUUCUGUAAAUGAUUUUUGUGUUGCAGAUUUAAAGGCUCCAACCUCCAAUUCAGGCUAUCCUUGCAAACCUGUCGAAAGUGUCACAUCGGACGAUUUCGUCUUUCAUGGCCUCGUAGCCGGAAACACCAACAACACUUUUAAACUUGGAGUCACGUAUGCAAGUGUAACCAAUUUCCCAGCCCUAAAUGGGCUUGGAGUCACCGCGAUGCGCGUAGACAUAGAAGAAGGCGGAUUAGCUCCAAUGCACACUCAUCCCGGUGCUACCGAAUUAAUUAUAAUGGUUCAAGGUGAACUAACCGCUGGAUUUGUUACACCUACUUCAACUUAUUCCAAGGCGUUGAAACCCGGUGAUCUUUUCGUUGUUCCACCGGGGAUGAUGCAUUAUGUCCUUAAUACCGGAAAGGGAAAAGUUAUUGCUUAUGUUGCAUUUAGUAGUGAAAAACCUAGUAUUCAAACACUUGAUCUUCUUUUGUUUGGUAAUAAUUUGCCUUCUGAUUUAGUUGCAAAAACUACUUACCUUGAUAUUGAUCAAGUGAAGAAGUUAAAGGCUCAUUUUAAAGGAAGUGGUUAG
Molecule: messenger RNA, 654 nt
Organism: Trifolium pratense (red clover)
Lineage: Eukaryota; Viridiplantae; Streptophyta; Magnoliopsida; Fabales; Fabaceae
Product: auxin-binding protein ABP19a-like
Exons: 1
Coding region: 25-654 (209 amino acids)
Cellular component (GO): cell wall
Molecular function (GO): manganese ion binding
Source: RefSeq, a predicted model, not a curated record